UCUCUCGCCAAAUAAUUCCUUCGGCUCCGACGUCUAAAUACAUUUGAAAUGGGUUGCAUUAUUUUUGUGUUGAACAUCGUCAAAAGUUGAAUUUCAACAGGGAAUCUGAAUUAACACUGUGAAAUAACCAACUACUCUACAAAGUUAUUUCUUAAAAAGGAUGCUUUUAAACUUUGGCGGCGAACUUUCCUGAAACGGACUUUAAUUCAAGGUGUGCGUUUUUCACAGGUAACGUCCGGAUUCUCAUAGCGUCUUCUUUAAAUCACAUGUUCCGAAUGAACCCAAACAAAUUCGAGGGAAGUGUCUGUGUAAUGUCAGUUCAUGUUACAUAGUGAAUUAAAAUGUCUGCUGAUUCCACUGAAGCGGACGGGGAUGUAUUUUUCAGCAGUAAGGAAGUUCGAAAGUUCACUACCACCGGAACUUUUCAAGUGGUACUGAAAGGUGGUGCCCCAUGGGGAUUUACUCUGCGGGGUGGGGUGGGUGCCCAGUCACCCGUACAGAUUUAUCAGGUUGAUCCUGAUGGAAAAUGUCCAGGUCAUGUUUUACCUGGGGACUACAUUCUGGCUGUGAAUGGUGUGGCCCCAGAGUCCUUGUCAGAGGGAGAGCAGCUGAUUAAAGAUGCCUUCAAGACUCUAACACUGACCAUGUGGAGGGGAACCUCCAAACUUGAGUCUAGUGUGAAGAUUCUUAGAUCUUCCUCAUUUCUUCACCGAGCACGAGAACUACAGGAACAGGAACGGAACAAGUCUGGGAAUCAAGAUGACAACAUUACAGCAGAGGAUCCGAGAUCUGCAGAGAGAAUGAUGCCAAGGCCACGCAGGGUUGAGAGCUUUCAUGGAAGAGGCAAAGCAAGACAUUUAUCAUCAAAUGCAUUGAACACCUCACCACAUCAAGAUUCACCGGUGAGAAUUAGGAAUAAUUUUUCCUCCAGUUCCAUUUCCUUGUCCUCGCACCCAUCCUCACCGAGAGAUCCUCCAUCAAGUAAGAACCGACAUUCCUACGGAUCCACCUCUCCAGUAACACCAAGUCACAUUACAACACCAGGAAGACAUAGCUUACCAGCACAUUCUUUUAUACCAGCUUCCUUUAGGAAUACAGAAAUUUUACCAAACAAACAGCGACAUUCAUCAGGGAAUAGUACCUCAUCUACAGGGUCAAAUCACCGGCCAUCCAGUCGAGGCACGCAGAAUGAAGAAUCAUCCGGAGGACCGAUGUCUAUAAAAGGAUGGAGCACUGUACAGGAUCUGACACAAAAACAGCAGAAUUCUCCCAAUGUGGACCCACCCAAUGGUAGCCAUGUAGAUCUGAAUUCUGUUGAUCCUCGCCCAGGACGGUUGUCUCCUGCUUCAUCCUCUCCCAGUCUCAACAUGGCCAACCCCUACCAGAGGAAGCCCCCAUCACCACGGCUCGACUUGCACAAGUCCAGCACAGACAUAAGCAGUUACUCACAACCACUGUCUCCCCGAAGUCCAACAAAUCAGUCAUUUUCAUUUUCAAAAGGGUAUAAGAAGAUGGCAUGGAGUCACAAUGCCGAUUAUUCAGGGCAUCGUGAUGACAAACUUAAAGAUGUGAGGCAGUCACUGCCAACCAGUAACAAACCUUUUAAAUCAGACUUACACGAUUAUCAGAACAUUAAUGAUGUGUCCUCACAAGCUGAGGUGGAUCCCGCAGAUCUAGAGCUGCAGAAACUGACACAACGAGCUCCCCGAGAACCUUAUGACCCUCGACCUCCAUGUUCACCCCCAGCACCCCCUGUCAGAGAUGUGUCAAGUUUACAGUAUGUCUGUAAACCUCAGCCACAUGAGAAGUACCCCUCCUGGCCUGUUACUCAACCAAAUUUAGAGACUGAACCAGGGGAGCCAAUAAAUUCGCCCAAUUUAAAACAAGCAUAUCAUCCUCAACUUGGGCCUGUUACCGAACGCAAUAGUCCCAGUAGUGAACGAAAGACUGGGGAUGAUUAUAAAAGAAACGCUAGUGAUCCUGGGUUUAAAAAACAAACAUCAUUAACACGUUUUAUAAAACGCCCAACUCCCAGUGAUCAUGAAAAGAGGACAAUAAAUUUAGAAUCAAAAAGGAGUGCAGAAAGUCAAAUGGAACAGUUCUUUAGUUCUUCUCCAGGUUAUCCAAAUCCAAUGAUGGAUCAGGAUGGCAAUCGCAUUGGAGAUGAAAAAUACAACAUUCCGUCACCUCCAGAGAGGGAGAGUCAAGCUCCUGAUGAAAAGACUCUCUCUGAAAAAAUUGCUUCGAUUGUUGGUCCUCACCACGAUUCUUGGCAUGGAGGUAGUAGUGGAUAUCACAAUGAUUUGAAAAGUCGUGAUUCAUCAUCUUUUAGUGACAGUCCUUACCAGGACUAUAAAAAACAAGAAACUUUUACCAGAAAAAGUCCAGAAAAGGCCCCUGUUGUAAGGGGCUUGGUGGAUACUGGAACCAAUCCUUUGGGUAGUGAUGGGAGAAGUGUGAGUAGUAGUUCACUUCGAUUUGAGCCACCAAGGACUUACGUUGUGAAGCAGAUGGUGUGUUACAACACUGGAACACAAACAGAUAAUAAAUCCUCCACAGACACUUCUAGUAGUGAUAAGUACUUCCAGGAAAAGUCCAUUCAGGCGAGGCUGUCUAGUUCUGAUAGUGACAGUUACAAACAGACAGACAGUCGAAGAAGGGAUGGGUACAUAGGAAACCCUGGAGAUAAUAAGGAUAGAGAAAGGAGGGAAAAUUUUCCAGAAGAUUAUCCUUCAAAUAUGGCUCCAAUGCUUAGAAAACUAACAAAAGAAUAUUACGGUGGAAAACUUGUUGGCAGUGAAAAACGUCUGUCGUCUGCUUCUAGUCAGGACAGUAGCAUACGUAGUCCAGGGUCUGAAAUGCCUUCAUUCAUACAUUAUCCAGGAAUGAAAGAAGCAGAUUCCUACAGUAGUGUUGUUAUUCACCCAAAUGAAAACUCCAUGCCUUUUGGACGAGACUAUACAGAGUCACGAUCCAGUAUAUGUGACUCGAGGCAUGAUGUGUCUGGGUUGGAAAGUGAAAGGAGCUCUGUGUUACCAUCAGAAUCACGUUCCAAACAAAUGAGACAUGGAUUAGAUCCUUCUCUAUACUCUCCAAAAUAUCCACUGUUACACACCGGGAGUAGAUCUGAUCUAAGUAGAGACCAAAACCGCUUAAUUCUGGGUUAUGACAAGCAUUCCAAAGGUACUUUGAACACAGAUGAGUUUCAUCGCAGUGUUCCAAGUGGUGAUACCCCUACAUCUCAGUCAUAUAGUACAUCAGAAUCGCGCUCUUCCACUAGUACUCGCUUUAGUUCUUCUGAGUUAUCUCCAGCUCUACCAAGUCAUUCCAAACCUAGACAUGAGUCAACAGAUUCUGUGUUUACUGAUCCUGCGUCCCCUCUAGUACCAGGAAGUUCAGAUGGACCUCGACGACCAAACGAUUUAAGUCGACAAAUGGGAAGAAGUGCUUCUAUGAAGAAAGCAUAUGGAGUAUAUGAUGAACACUUUCAUAAGAGACAGGAGAGUGAAUUGGUGUCUUCCACACAGUCUCCCACGAUGGUACAUACAAGGUCUCAUUCAUCGUCAGAAUAUGUCCGUAUGGAUUACCAACGAAUGCAUGCAGAAAAUAAGCACAUGGCACUUAUCCGAGAGGACUCUCUGGAAAAUCGCACACAUGAUCAGCGCUGGGAGGACAUGGUAAAGAAGUCCAAGCAGUCUCAGGCUGAUAAAUCAUCAAAUUACGAAAAUAUCCAACUAGGAAACAAAGGUAGUCCUUCUUAUUCCACAAAGGGCAUGUUACCAGCUUCCAAUUUAAAGAGAACAUCCUCUGAACAAAUAAGACCAAUGAAGGACAGAUUUAGUGAUAGGACUAGUGCUUGGAAACUGGACAAUGAAAAUGGUGCUCGUGAUUCCAAAAGUAAAUUCAAAUAUCCCAGCCAGUCACAGAUGGAUUUAUCUUCUAAUGUACCAUCAGAUUCUAGUUAUGAUCAUCGACCAAGGUCAACUUCUGAUUCCAUUCCUAAAGACAGCAGCACUUCCUCUCCCACAAAACGACAUGUCUCAGAUUCUGACAGUGUGUCACCUGACAACCCAGACAUUUCUUCCUCACAGUCUCAAAAUGAUUUUGAUAAAGAUACCAACCUCAAAGAUGUACAACGAAAUGCAGUGCAAAAGUACAUGGACAGGGUAACAGGUAAAAAACCUGAUGAAUUUGAAUCCAAAGAAGAAACCUCAUGUAAAACAUCACUAACCUCAUCCGAAUCUUUCCGACUUAAAUAUGGCAACCGGGCAGAGCGACAGGAGAGUCUUCGCAGAUCAAGGUCAAUAACCUCAAGAGACUCUGAGUACAUGGAAAUGAAGAGACCCGAAAGACAGCAGACCGAAUGGAGUCGAAUCCGUUCCCAGACGGCAGGAAGUCGCCCACACUCCAUCGGGUCCGACUCCAGUCUUGUGGAUCCAUAUGCUGUUACAACACUCUCCUCAUUCCCAGACUCAGAGCAACACCAACGAAGUCAAAGUGACUCAAUCAGCACUAUGUCACAGCUGAACAAAGAUGAGUUGAUGUCAGUCGCUGAUGAAGAGAAUGUUGACCAAAGUUCUGGUGGAAUUUCUAAGAAUUCCUUGUACCAAAAUGUUGGAUAUCGUCCGCCUCCCCCAGUUCCCCCUGGUGUGGAUGAGGAUCAACCACCCGCACUGCCACCAAGAAAUUACAGGAGGUUCUCGGCAAGUCAGUACGAUUCUUCCCUACAUCCCAGACCAAUCCCACAGUCUCUUCCUAGAGAGAGGUCAUCUUUUGGAUAUGACGGACAUUCCAGUGAAUCCAGAGGGAGAUGGGAUGACGAUAAUUAUGCCGAGCAGCUUCGCAAACAGUCAAGACGUCUCUCGGAACAGCAGCACAUGCCCCAGCCUAUGAUUUACAAAACAACAAAAACAUCCAUCCAAGUCACACAGUCUUUCAAGCAGCAGCAUGCGGAGGCUUUGGAAGCCACCUCCCCCAGUGGAUCCACCUCUUCAUCAGAACAUUUCUUCUCUUCACGUCGCAUGUCAGCAGGGCAGCAGCCCUCGUCACCAAGCAGUGCUCCUAGUGUUCCUCCAUUGCCUUCAUCAAAAUACAUGCCAUCUCCAUCCAGCCCACAAAUUUCACCAAAAAGUGAGGGUCCAUCUCGGUCAGAGCACUAUCCAGAACCCAAGUCUUACCAUUCUCCAGAGUCUAAGGAGAGACCAAGGGUAGACAUACCACCAGCCACCCAGAACUGGCAUGGCCGCCCGUCUCCGAACAGUCCAGACCCACCACCCCCACCCACCCCACAGAAAGAGAUCAAUUCAGAGGUGGACCUGCCACCUCCCCCACCAGAACUGAUGGAUAAUUCACCAGAGCACAUGGAUGAUAGAAGCAGAUAUGCAGAGGAUUCCUAUGGUUCAUACAAGAAUCGAAGUGAUCGCCAGCCCGGGGUGUACAAACGUUCAGCCUCCUCAGGAGAUGCUCUAAAACUUCUACACGAAAACAACAACUACAAACAACAGGGAGAGAUACAGAAACCCCCCAGAAAAAGACUACAGCCUGUGUGGAAGAGUGAGCAGACUGUCAAUCAAAAUGAUCAGAUUCCGGAGCAGCGAGACAUUCCUUAUAAAGACCCUGUUGUCCCUGAACGACCACCGAGACCUUUAGGCUCUUCUCAGAGUUCUAGUCACCUUUUGGCACCCAAACCUUACACAGCACCAGAAUCAAAGAAAAGUAAUAGUUUUUCUGUGACUUCCUCUGAUCAGGACUCGCUGACUAAUCCUCUCACAGACAGACACUCGGUGCAGGAAAGGAUUUCUUCCAUUGAAAGGAAACAGAGUCUUUCUAGGGAGAGGCCAGAAAUCAGACAAACUACUCCUCACAGUCACUCGUUCAACAGAAAAUCAUAUGAAAACUUGUCCAAAUCUUUCACGGCAUCACCUAAUGCAAAGUCAUUUGAAACAGACAAAUUCAGUUCAAGUGUAAGUGAUAAUCUGCUAUCACAAAAGCUUAAUUCUAAAUCUGAAGUCUCUACUACCCCUAGCAGAAGGACCUACUCUCUGGACCAAAAUGCUCCUGUUGCUACUAGUACUGCAAGCCCUCCGCCAGUAGACAGAAGCCCUGGGAGUGGCUAUCCGGGAGGCCGUAACAUCAAAGUGAAAAAUAUCGAAUCUAAUGGGCAGAGUGCAAGCGAUUCCAAUUCUUCCAAUACCAAAAUGUCUUUCAGUGAUUCCUUGAGGCAAUCUCCCAGUGAGUCUAACACCACACAUACCUCUAGUCCUUCAGCAAAUAACAAUGUUAGUGACUUAGUACAGCAUAGUAGGCAACGCUCCCAAGAAGAACUAGAGUGUGAUGCCAAAGUCGAGGAAUUCGCCAAAAUAUAUGAGAAAAAGGACCCCAAACUGUCCAGCAUGCUGAAGAGCGAUGGUGGUAGAAUGCAGUAUAUGGGCGGACUUUUCCAAACUGAGAUUGACCAAGAUUUACUUGUUCGACGAUCUCCUAAAACUUCACCCAAGUCUUCCAGUGUGGGCAAAGAUCAAGAGGCCCUCAAGAGUGUAACCCCCAAUAAGGAAGGGAAAUCAGAUGAAGAGGAGAAGUCACCUCUACCAUCUAACUACUGGGUCUCCCCCUCCAAAGCUCUCAUAGAGAUGAAUAUCCGGCAGAGUGACAGCAUCGGGAGAGACAUGACCAAGGACAUCGAUGAUUCGGACAAAUUAAUCAAAACAAAGGAGGAACUGGUUGAAAGCAUUCAGAAGAAAAUGGACAAACUGAAGGAAGAGAAAAAGGAGCUGACUAAUGAGCUGGAGGAGACAGAAUCACUUGGAAAAGAGGUACAGAAAGCUGUUGAUAGAAAGUGCAAAACACAGCAUGAGAAGGACAAGUUUAAGACUUAUAUUGGAGACAUGGAGACGAUCAUACUUCUGUUGCUGAAAGUUUCAGGAUUACUGGCUCGGGCGGAGAAUUCCCUACAGAGUCUACCCAAAGACACAAAUGAGCGAAUCAAAAAAAUUGCAGCUGACAAGCGAGAUAGAGCAAAGCAGCAACAUGAAGAUGCAAAGGUUUUAAAGGCAGACAUUGAAAAGCGAAGCCAGCAGAUAGAGGUUUUCCUUCAGGAGGCCCUGAGUGAGGAUGAGUUUGGGGAUUACAAGUAUUACGUCAAAAUGAAAUCAAAACUGACAAUUGAAAAACAGGAGCUGGAGGACAAGAUAGCUCUGGGGGAAGAACAAAUUGCAGCUCUGAAGCUGAGCAUUCCAGAGAAACAUUGACAGAUAGGGGAGCCCCCUACAUGACGAAGUGCUAUAUUUUGUGAUAUUUGACUGGCAUAUGCAGUACUGACAGUAUUUGCUGCAGAAUCAAAAUGUGAUUUCGAUGAAACUGAUUCCAGACUUUCGACUUGAAAAAUUUGUGGCAUUUUUGGAAUCUCCCAUUACUUUGCUGGUCAAUUAUUUGUACAGAUGUGAAUACAAAUUUGAUGUAUCUGCUGUUAUAUAUGAAGUGUGAUACCUAAUAUAUGGAUAUGAUCUCGGAUGUAUGUUUUUUCAUUGUUAUGGAAUUACAUUUUGUGUCAUUUAGGGACAGCAGUUCUAGAACAUAAACUGCUUGUUAUGAACAAAGAUAGUAUCAUUAACUGUACACAAAUUUUGACAUAAGCUCUCAUUGAUAUUUUGAAAAGUAAUCUCUCCACAUGCUGCAACAGGUACUGCAAAGAGUUGUUCAGUUGGUGCUGUCAAAAUGAAGCUCAAACUUUGUUGUACAGAGAAGUAAAUCAUGUAGUUAUUGUGAUGUCAAUGGGUUUGUUAAUGUUAUAAGCUGUUAAGAAUUGUGCGAGAGAGAAACAGAUGUGUAUAGGAGUGUGUGUGUGUGUGAAUUUAAUCAUGUGAUUUGUGUGACUGUGUAAGUGUGUGUUAUUUAUUACAUUUUUAGUUGAUCACGCCACACAUUUGAUGUUCAAACCUGUAACAUUGAAUCAUAUCAGUACUUAAGUACUGCUUUCAUUACAUGAGGUAUAUUGGUAGAUGACAAACAUUUAAACCAACCAAGAAUCAUAUCAACCAAAAUCAUUCCAAAGGAAACUAUUGUAGGUCAUUCCAUAGUAUAAAAACAGCAAAAUACGCAAAUAAACUGCAAAUUGGAGAUAAUAAUGAGUAUUUUGGUACAUGUAGCAGCUUUUUGAACAUAUUAUUGAGAAAGUGAGCAUUGAAUGUGAAGAGUGGACAUAAUAUUUUGUUAUAUAAAUGCAAGUAUUAUAUAUUUUAUGAUGAUUGCAAUUUACAUUGAUACAUACCGUUAAAAUAUGUUUCCAUAGAAAUAAAAAAUGGUGUGUGAAAAAGAAAA
Ostrea edulis (European flat oyster) is the source of this 8316-nucleotide messenger RNA. RefSeq names its product protein Shroom3-like. Gene Ontology annotation, biological process: actin filament organization. The transcript has 12 exons. Gene Ontology annotation, cellular component: adherens junction; cortical actin cytoskeleton; apical junction complex. NCBI's taxonomy places the organism in Eukaryota, Metazoa, Mollusca, Bivalvia, Ostreida, Ostreidae. The record is from RefSeq and is a predicted model, not a curated record. The coding region runs from base 342 to 7247 and encodes 2301 amino acids. Gene Ontology annotation, molecular function: actin filament binding.